Aspergillus pseudonomiae is the source of this 339-nucleotide messenger RNA. Its product is annotated as CVNH domain-containing protein. Lineage: Eukaryota; Fungi; Ascomycota; Eurotiomycetes; Eurotiales; Aspergillaceae. The transcript has 2 exons. The record is from RefSeq and is a predicted model, not a curated record. The coding region runs from base 1 to 339 and encodes 112 amino acids.
AUGUCUUUCCAAGAAUCUUGCCUGGAUAUUCGUAUCGAAGUCCGUAACGGUUAUACUGUACUCCUCGCCGGAGCUGGAGUCGGUGGUGAUGAGUAUGUUCCCGCCGAAUUAAAUCUUGAUGAGGGAAUCGGCAAUAGCGAUGGUUACUUCAGUCGGGAAGACGUAAAUUUCACAGACAGCGCUGAAAACAUUGAGCUGUCAUUCCGGGACGAUGGGGUUUGGUUAGAGGCAGAUCUUCCAACUGCCGGUGGAGACGAGAGAGAGCGUCAGGGCAUCAACUUGUCCGAACAUAUCGAGAACCAGGGUGGCCAACUUGUCUUUAUUGUAAGUUGGAUAUAA